Rotaria sp. Silwood2 is the source of this 873-nucleotide messenger RNA. The record is from the annotation of a GenBank genome assembly. NCBI's taxonomy places the organism in Eukaryota, Metazoa, Rotifera, Eurotatoria, Philodinida, Philodinidae.
AUGAUACAAGGAUCAAUAGACGAGCAAUCAGGGUUCACCACAAAUAGACGAUUACAAACAAGAGUUCUUGCUCUACUUGAGAAUCUCAAAUUGACAAUAGCAGCUCCGAAUAGACCUGCACUUACAAUAUUGGUAGACUUUUUAACAGCUUUUAAUCGUAAAUGGUAUCCUGCUCUUAGGAAGUCUCUUGAGAAAUUAGAUAUGCCAUUAGAAUUAAGGAAAUGGAUUUUUAACUGGUUAACAAAUAGGAAAAUGUUUAUAAACCAUGGCAAUGCUAAAUCCAAGACGUUUAAAGUUUCAGUUGGAGCACCACAAGGUAGUGUACUAGCAGCACUCUUGUUUCGCCUGCACAUUUUAUUUUUACCAUCGUAUUUUCCUCAAAUCAUAUGUCAUCUUUUUGCACAUGGUUUAACAAUAGUGUUUAAACGAGCUCUUGAGAAAAGACUGUCAGAUUAUCUGAUUAAUAUUCAAAAUCAAGCUAAGAUCGUAUUAAAUUUACUUGAGAAAUAUGCAGAUGAUCAUAUUUUACCGGUUAACAUAAAAAAGACGAAAGUAAUGCUAGUUCAUAGCGCAGUUGCAGUUAAUAAGCCAGAAAUUUAUUAUAAAAACAUCAAAAUCGAAUAUGUUAAAACUUUUAAACUUUUGGGAGUGGAAAUAGGUACGAAGAUAGGAUUAGAUGAUCGCCAAUGGGUUGAAUCUCAAAAACGUUCAUUUCGUACUUUUGUAUUUCAAUCAACUCGUUAUUUAUCAUCAUCAACAGGUAAUCCUAGUAAUGGUUUAAUAUUUGAAAAUGAUAAUGAACAAUCAAUUCAAUCACAAUCCUCAUCGACUAAACAAUUAGUAUUAAUUGAAGUAAGUCAAUAUAUUUAUUAA